Molecule: messenger RNA, 2514 nt
Organism: Penaeus chinensis
Lineage: Eukaryota; Metazoa; Arthropoda; Malacostraca; Decapoda; Penaeidae
Product: glutamate receptor ionotropic, delta-2-like
Exons: 17
Coding region: 1-2514 (837 amino acids)
Cellular component (GO): membrane
Molecular function (GO): glutamate-gated receptor activity
Source: RefSeq, a predicted model, not a curated record
AUGGGCAACAGCUUGCUCACCACAUUCCUUCGCCCAGACAUUGAGGUGUCUCAUUCAAGCGACACUACACAGCGUCGACACAACAGCAGUUACCAGUUUUUAGGUCCAAUGCUCAAUUGGCGACAUCAUGGUGAUACAUCUUACACUGGCUCUGUAUCUGACGCUGGCUUUACACAGCGACGCUCUGCAGCAUGUAUCCUUGGCACCUUCAGCACAGCCUGGAUGAAGGAGUUCUGUUACUUCUUUUUGUUCUACGUUUAUUCGGUCAUCGAAAAAGACAAAUAUAGUGAGCUAUUUCCCAAAGUACCACGAAUACCUGCUCUGUUGGAUGUAUUUAAGACAGGAUUAGGAGCAACGGCAGAUGAAGCACUAAAGUUCAAAGCAUGGGUCUCUUUAAAAAGUUCCCUUGAAAGACAUAUUACAGCCUCCUUCCACUUCAAAAUGACAUCUAAACUAUCAUCAGAUAUAAGAUCUGUUUUAGAUAUUAUAAAGUUCAUCCUAACCCUUCUGAAAACAUUUGGACCAGUGCUUGGACCAAAUACGAGUGAGGAAAAAGUGUUGCCAGUUCUCAGUGAGGUUGUAGACGCUGUGUUGGAUGCCGAGUGCUCUAUUUUCGUGGUUCCUAAUGGCAACGCAACCGCUACUACAAUAAGCAAAUUUCUUCGACAAAACACUUCUCCUUGGGGCGUGGGUGUCUUUGAGGUGCCAGGAAGUGAUUAUUAUCCUAAGACUAUGGCUGCCAAAGAACUACAACAGGUGAUCCAGACCGCUCGUAAGACGUUCCAGCGUGGUGUUGUCUAUCCCCUUCCACAGGAGCUAUGCAUUGUUGUAACACUCCCUUUCACCACCACCGAUUGUCACAGGGUCCGUGAGUUGUCGUCGUGCGUGAACGUGGUCGUACUGAGCGACGACCCCGCCUUCCUGGCCUCCUUCGGCGAGUCGUCGCUCCGGGGCCGCCUCCUGGUGUGGGCCACGAGGCUCCUGGUCGUCACCCGCCUGCCCCUUCACGAGCUCCGGCGGCUUUACCAGACUCUCUCCUUGACAAAUUCCGCACUCCUGGUCCUCAGUCAAGAUCUGGUCCGUGCUAGUAUGUAUGUGCAACUGCCGUACAGGCCUCCGAGCGGGCAGCUGCUGAAGGUCGCAUCUUGGUCUUCCCAGGGCGGCCUUGUCCUUCAAGAACAGGUUUUCCCCGACAAAUUUUCAAGGUUUCCCGAAGGAGCUUCUCUCACAGUGGCGGCGGAGGAAUACAUCCCGCACGUGAAAGUCGUUGAGAGUCCAGGGCCGUCUUUCUCCAUUAAGGGACCCAUGGCCAAUCUGCUUGAUAUUUUGGCAAAGUCCAUGAAUUUCACAUACAGUUUCAAGCGCCCUCCCGACGGAGCCUGGGGAGGGAAACUGCCAGACGGUUCCUACAACGGCAUGGUCGGAAUGGUAUCGAGGAAGGAGGUGGACCUCGGCCUGGGGCCCUUCGGCAUGAGCACCGUCCGCGCCGCCGUCGUCGACUUCACCAAACCGAUCCUGAUAGACUAUGCGAGAAUCCUUGGCGGCAGAGGGCGCGCCGAGAUCGAUCCCUGGGGCUUCCUACUGCCCCUGACGCCCGAAGUGUGGGCGGGGUUGGCAGCGCUGGGGCUUCUUGUCAUACUGACGGUGGCCUCCCUGUCUUACCUGUCCGGGCAGCACCUACCUGGGCGGGGCUCCAGGAACUUGUACUUCGAUGUCGUGCGGACGUUGCUGAUGCAAGGUGAAGGGCCUUUGGAAUUAAAGGGCAACGGUGAUGGAGAAAUUAUAUACUUGUUAUCAGACACGAAGGUGCUGCCGGAGCGGCGGUGGGAGCGCGUGCUUCUCGCCGGCUGGAUGAUCGUGACGCUGGUGACGGUGAAGAGCUACGCGGGGAACCUCAUGUCCCUCCUGGCGGUGCGUCACAUCCCGCAGCCGUACCAGUCGGUCAGGGACGUCCUCGACGACGCCUCUUGCACCAUGAUCUGGGAGGCAAACACGGCCUACGUGCAAUUUGUGGAGAGCGUGUCUUCCGGAACUUUCCACGAGGUCUCGAAGGCCGGGAAGGCUGGCCGCAUCCUGUUCAAGAAGACCACCGAGUACAUGGACGCCAUCGACUCCCUCGUCAGAUCGCGUCCUUACGUCCUCAUCCUGGAGGACCUCACCCACAAAGUCCUCAUGGGGCAGGACUUCUCAAAUUCCGGCCGGUGUGAUUUCUACACUUCCCGCGAGAUAUUCCUUCCUUUCAUCUUCGCCAUGAUCGGGCAGAAGAACCAUCCCCUCGUCCCUGCUCUUAGCAAGAGAAUCACGGCGGUCACGGAGGCGGGCCUGUACGGCCACUGGGUGGAGGCGAGCAUCCCGAACGCCACCUCCUGCGCCAGAACCCCCUCCAAGAUCACGGUUACUUCCAGCCUCUCUUUCGCCAACCUUUGGGGAAUGUUUGCUCUUCUAUUAGGCGGACAAGUGCUGGGGUUGGCCGUGCUGGCGCUGGAGAUAAGCAUACACAGGCUGUCACGUUGA